This is a messenger RNA of Schistosoma mattheei, 1557 nucleotides long. Lineage: Eukaryota; Metazoa; Platyhelminthes; Trematoda; Strigeidida; Schistosomatidae. The record is from the annotation of a GenBank genome assembly.
AUGAUGAUGAUGAUGAUGAUGAUGAUGAUGAUGAUGAUGAUGAUGAUGAUGAUGAUGAUGAUGAUGAUGAUGAUGAUGAUGAUGAUGAUGAUGAUGAUGAUGAUGAUGAUGAUGAUGAUGAUGAUGAUGAUGAUGAUGAUGAUGAUGAUGAUGAUGAUGAUGAUGAUGAUGAUGAUGAUGAUGAUGAUGAUGAUGAUGAUGAUGAUGAUGAUGAUGAUGAUGAUGAUGAUGAUGAUGAUGAUGAUGAUGAUGAUGAUGAUGAUGAUGAUGAUGAUGAUGAUGAUGAUGAUGAUGAUGAUGAUGAUGAUGAUGAUGAUGAUGAUGAUGAUGAUGAUGAUGAUGAUGAUGAUGAUGAUGAUGAUGAUGAUGAUGAUGAUGAUGAUGAUGAUGAUGAUGAUGAUGAUGAUGAUGAUGAUGAUGAUGAUGAUGAUGAUGAUGAUGAUGAUGAUGAUGAUGAUGAUGAUGAUGAUGAUGAUGAUGAUGAUGAUGAUGAUGAUGAUGAUGAUGAUGAUGAUGAUGAUGAUGAUGAUGAUGAUGAUGAUGAUGAUGAUGAUGAUGAUGAUGAUGAUGAUGAUGAUGAUGAUGAUGAUGAUGAUGAUGAUGAUGAUGAUGAUGAUGAUGAUGAUGAUGAUGAUGAUGAUGAUGAUGAUGAUGAUGAUGAUGAUGAUGAUGAUGAUGAUGAUGAUGAUGAUGAUGAUGAUGAUGAUGAUGAUGAUGAUGAUGAUGAUGAUGAUGAUGAUGAUGAUGAUGAUGAUGAUGAUGAUGAUGAUGAUGAUGAUGAUGAUGAUGAUGAUGAUGAUGAUGAUGAUGAUGAUGAUGAUGAUGAUGAUGAUGAUGAUGAUGAUGAUGAUGAUGAUGAUGAUGAUGAUGAUGAUGAUGAUGAUGAUGAUGAUGAUGAUGAUGAUGAUGAUGAUGAUGAUGAUGAUGAUGAUGAUGAUGAUGAUGAUGAUGAUGAUGAUGAUGAUGAUGAUGAUGAUGAUGAUGAUGAUGAUGAUGAUGAUGAUGAUGAUGAUGAUGAUGAUGAUGAUGAUGAUGAUGAUGAUGAUGAUGAUGAUGAUGAUGAUGAUGAUGAUGAUGAUGAUGAUGAUGAUGAUGAUGAUGAUGAUGAUGAUGAUGAUGAUGAUGAUGAUGAUGAUGAUGAUGAUGAUGAUGAUGAUGAUGAUGAUGAUGAUGAUGAUGAUGAUGAUGAUGAUGAUGAUGAUGAUGAUGAUGAUGAUGAUGAUGAUGAUGAUGAUGAUGAUGAUGAUGAUGAUGAUGAUGAUGAUGAUGAUGAUGAUGAUGAUGAUGAUGAUGAUGAUGAUGAUGAUGAUGAUGAUGAUGAUGAUGAUGAUGAUGAUGAUGAUGAUGAUGAUGAUGAUGAUGAUGAUGAUGAUGAUGAUGAUGAUGAUGAUGAUGAUGAUGAUGAUGAUGAUGAUGAUGAUGAUGAUGAUGAUGAUGAUGAUGAUGAUGAUGAUGAUGAUGAUGAUGAUGAUGAUGAUGAUGAUGAUGAUGAUGAUGAUGAUGAUGAUGAUGAUGAUGAUGAUUAUAACUUAUCGUGUUAACGAUAACGUAAAAUAA